AUGAGGCUCUUUACGGGGCUGAUCGCGCUUCUGCCGUUUGUGGCCGCAGCAGAAGAUUUGAGCCGACCCACGGUUGAUCUUUCCUACGCCCGAUACCAGGGCACGCAUAACUCGACCUUGAAUCUCAACAUCUUCCGAGGCAUUCGAUACGCGGCUGCUCCAACAGGUGCCCUUCGAUGGCAACUACCUCAGGCACCAGAAAGCAGCAACAAGUCCGGCAACAAUAGUGAGAUCACGCCUGCUACGUCCGAUCCGCCCCGUUGCCCAUGGGCACGCCGUUCUCUGCAGUAUCCCAAGACCGCAUCCGAGGAAGCCUCUUUGAAAUCGUUCAAUUUCACAGGUGACGAGGACUGUCUCUUCCUGAACGUCUUUGCCCCUGCAGAUGCAAAGAACCUGCCUGUCAUCGUUUGGAUCCACGGCGGCGGUUACAGCCUUGACUCGGCGGCUUCGUUUGAUUUCUCUACUCAGAUUGCGACCAACAACAACACCUACAUCGCUGUCGUGAUCCAAUAUCGACUGGGAGCAUUUGGCUUUCUAUCAUCGGAUGAAGUUGCGGCCAACGGCACUCCUAAUGCCGGCUUGCAUGACAUGGUGUAUGCGCUUCGUUGGGUGAAGAAAAACAUCUCUGGAGCGAUCCUAAAUCUGGCUACGACGCAUGAGGCAGAUGGUCUCUUCAGAGGUGUGAUUGCAAGCAGUCCAUACAUGGCGACUCAGCCGUAA
Messenger RNA from Colletotrichum chrysophilum, 720 nucleotides. RefSeq lists its product as uncharacterized. Lineage: Eukaryota; Fungi; Ascomycota; Sordariomycetes; Glomerellales; Glomerellaceae. The record is from RefSeq and is a predicted model, not a curated record. The transcript is spliced from 3 exons. Bases 1 to 720 code for a protein of 239 amino acids.